AUGGGCACCAUGGAACAUUUCUUCGCACGCUUUGUACCAUUUCUGAAUGAGGUCGCAAUCGGCGCAUCAAUCCAAAUUCUCAUAUCUUUGCUGCUGGAAGAAUCAACCUGUUUCUCUCUCGACACACUCUUCCACCCCAUCUUCGCAAGGCCCGACCUGUUCUCGUUUCAGGUCAUGGCCUAUAUUAUCUACGGGACAGUCUUCUACUGCGUCUUUCAGUUCCUCAAUGCAUUCUCGAGAAUGCCAAUGAUAGAGGCCGGCGAAUAUCAGAUGGCGGCCCUCUAUUGGUACCCCAUCACGGCGUUCGAGCUCGUAGAGAACCACAUGGAUGACGACUGGGACUAUAUAGCUCCACUCUUUGCGACUAUUCAUCAUAUCUACAUGGUCUUUAUAUGUUGUUUUAUCGGUCUGUCCAUGAUGUGCGGUUUGAUGAUUCUUUGCCAUCUUCCUUCUUGGAAUGUACCAUACCUGCAAUGGUUUCGAUCUGCGGGGACCUUCAUUGGUACUAUAUUCAGCAACACCUUUAGGAUUUUCCGGUAUAUAUACGCCACCGGCGAGUCGCUUCUUGAAUGGUGCCUAUACCGGGUUCUUCCAAACCAUCCAUUAUGGCUUACCAUCACCUCCACAGGACUGAUCCUCGGUGAUAUUCUACUGGCAAUGUGGGCUGCAAAUCUUUUAGUUCCUGCUCGCCCAAGAUAUCAGUUCAAUACGACAGAGCUGUGCAAUGUAUCCUUGGGGAACCCUCGCCACGGCCCUGUUUUAACAUGGCACUUUGGAGACCCAAAUGUGCCGGGGUAUGACUGGAAGAUAAUUGAUCUGACACGACGUUCUCUACAAUCCUGUUCUGCAAGAUUUGCACACUGGUACAACAAUCAGCACGUGCUCGAUGAAAUGCAUCACUACCCAGCUCUUACUGGCACUGUCAUGUUUAUCAUAAUAUUCCUUGGCUUCAACUGGAUCUGGGAGGACAAGUCCCAGCGGCUAAGGCAAGUCGAGCACGCCAUUGAAGAGACACUAUGCAAGAACGCGAUAACACACGAAUUUGAGGGACACCUGAGAAAGUGGUCGAGCAGGACAGACGCCUAUAAGGAAUUUAUGGUCACAAACUUGAAGGUUAUCCGUAGUAUCAUCGCGCGGAAUAUGACACUUAUGAAUCAAUAUCGACAUGUUACUGGUAAAGCCGAUAGCCUCCAGGCUAAUCUGACGGAUCGAGCUCAACGACUUGAUGCAUACAAGAGAGAAAACAUAGACCUCCGCAGACUAAAUACGAACUUGCGGACUGAGCUCAGCAGACUAAGGACGAGUGCUGAUGUGCAAGCCCAUACGGCGAGUCUGGAGGCGCUCAACGCGCGACUGGUCUCGGCAAAUAACGAGAACGCCAAUCUCCAACAGCAGAGAGACAAACUAAAUCGGGACCUGGAGGUAGUUCGACAAUCAAGAGCAUCUGCUGAAGCAAGAGCCACUGCAGCUGAGACGGCGAGGAGAAUCGCUGUCAUCGAAAGAUCUGCUCUCCGCAAGGAUGUAGAGAGAUUGGAACAGCAGAAUGCAGAGCUUCAGCAAAAUUUUCAGGAAGUUUCCGAGCAGCAGAGCGCCCUUGACCGGGCGAGAGCAGCUGCCGAGACUGAGCUUAGGUCAAGAAACACCGCCAUGGCGGCACAUGUUCAACACCUCCAAGGCAGACUGAGUACACAGGAGGCUCACUCAGCUGAAAUAAUAAAAGCAGCUGAAGAGAGGGCGCACGCUUUACAAAUUGAGCUUGAGCAUACGUUGGCUCGUGAGGAGAAGACGAGGAUGGUAGUCAGAGGGAGAGAAGUUCAAUUGCGAAACGCGCGCCAUGUCAGACAAAAGAACAGAUUCAAUUUAACCAUGAGGUGGAAGGAUGCGGCACGGGCUGCUGAUGCCUACAAGGAGAGCAACAAAUUGCUAGAGAAGCGCCUCGUUGAAUUAGACGCGACUCUGAAGGACAGUACGCAAACAAUCCACGAUCCGCGGAAAAACAAUGAAAUAGGACAAAUAAGGCGUCGGCUUGAAAAGUCGCAAGCGCGGAAUACGGUACUUGAAGAGGAGACCAAGAUUCUCCAGGAGACUAUCAACCGGCUGGAGAGACGGUUAAACGCCGCAGUAACCAUGUCUCCUGCUCAUCAGUCACCAUCUACGACACCCUCCUUUCGCGCUGAUUCUGAUGAAUUGGUGCGAUUGAGAAAUGAACUUACGCGUGCGGAGAGAACAAUUCGAGACCGUGAUAUUCGUAUCUCGAAUUUAGAGGCGCAACAAGGCGGCUCGAGGUCAGGAAAUCCCUUCCGCGGGCAAUCACGCGGGUUGCGACGAGCACAUCGAGGGUAA
This is a messenger RNA of Talaromyces amestolkiae, 2343 nucleotides long. RefSeq lists its product as uncharacterized. The transcript has a single exon. The coding region runs from base 1 to 2343 and encodes 780 amino acids. Lineage: Eukaryota; Fungi; Ascomycota; Eurotiomycetes; Eurotiales; Trichocomaceae. The record is from RefSeq and is a predicted model, not a curated record.